CUUGCCUUGCACCAUGGUCCUCUCGCGCGCCCUCCGUGGACCACGCGCCCUGCGCAACGCGCGCAGCUUGAGCACCACACCCACCCCGCCCAAGCUCGCCUUCGCGUUCGACAUUGACGGCGUGCUCAAGCAGGGCAAGCAUGUGCUCCCGCAGGCCAAGCGCGUGAUGCGGCUCUUGUCGGGGCAGGACGGGCGGCUGUCGGCCCCAGUCCCGUUCCUCCUCAUGACCAACGGCGGCGGCGUGACCGACGCCAAGCGCCGCGUGCUCCUGUCGAAAGACAUGGGCCUGGAGCUCUCCCCCAACCAGCUCGUACAGAGCCACACGCCGCUCGCGCCCGUGAUGGCCGCUUAUGCCGACACGCCCGUCCUCGUCGUAGGCGGCAAGGGGUUCGCUGCGCGCGACGUCGCCGAGAGCUACGGCCUGAAACGCGCAUAUGUCGCGCAGGAUAUCCUGCACUGGAACCCGAGCGUAUGGGACAAGGCGAAGUUCGACGAGGCGGACCACGACCUUGUAAGGCGCGAUAUCGACUUUGCCACCACCCCCCUCCGCGCAAUCUUCGUCCUCCACGACAGCUACGACUGGGGACGCGACAUGACCAUCAUCAACGAGCUGAUGCAGUCUGACGGCGGGUUACUUGGGACGACGCGGGCGAACAGGCGGAAGCAGCCCGAGGGCGGCGAGGUGCCGCUUUGGUUCUCCAACCCCGAUCUGGAGUGGAAGUCCGACUACCCCGUCGUCCGCCUCGGCAUGGGCGCCUUCUCCACCUCCUGCUCGGCGGUCUACGCCGCGGCCACGGGCCUGCCCCUCCCCUUCACGCAGUACGGCAAGCCCCACCGCCCGACGUACGAGUUUGCCGACAAGAUGCUGCGCCGCCGGGCGGAUGAGCUGCGCGGGCCGGGGGCCGAGUCGCUGAAUGUUUACAUGAUCGGCGACAACCCGCUUUCUGACAUCUGGGGAGCAAACAACUACGGCUGGAACUCGGUCCUCGUGCGUACUGGCGUCUAUCCCGGCGGCGAGCCCAGCCACAAGCCGACGUUCAUCGCAGACGACGUCGAGCUCGCCGUGCAGUGGGCCAUUGAGAACGAGCUCGCCAAGGCGUAGAGAGAAGUACAAGCACAAGCGUCUAGAUGCACACAGCACACAAUCAAUUGCCCCUCCUGCCCGCCGCUCGCCUCGCUCGCGGCUCGCGGCUCGCACCCAGUCUUCCUAACGAUGCAU
Vanrija pseudolonga is the source of this 1219-nucleotide messenger RNA. RefSeq names its product putative CDP-alcohol phosphatidyltransferase class-I family protein (gene SPAC22A12.08c). Lineage: Eukaryota; Fungi; Basidiomycota; Tremellomycetes; Trichosporonales; Trichosporonaceae. Gene Ontology annotation, cellular component: mitochondrion. Bases 14 to 1102 code for a protein of 362 amino acids. Gene Ontology annotation, biological process: glycerophospholipid biosynthetic process. The record is from RefSeq and is a predicted model, not a curated record. The transcript is spliced from 9 exons.